AUGUUAGGUCUGCUCCAAGAGCGCGGAAACCGGGCUAAGCCAAGUGCCCUGUUCAGGAACCCUCAAGAAAGCGAUGAAUGUGCAUCGGCAGAGGCUGGUGCUGACAAGCUAGAGGGCUAUGAUGUGCGAAUCAUCCCGUUUAUCAUGAUGCCGAAGGGGCUGCGUGCCAAAGAUCCGGAUGCACUCAAGGAGGCAGUUCUGGCCAUCCCAUGCAGAAGGCUCCGCCGCUGCUUUAACACAGAGACUGACCCUCGGCGAGGUGCAGAUGCCCGUUCGCAGUUUCAGGCACUCUUCCAGUCCCAGGAUGCCUUGCAAAGCCUAAGUAUCUCUGAAGAGGAGAUUCGACAGGAGGUCGUCCGCUUGGCCAGCGACUUGCGAGCAGAGCCGCUAAAGAGACCCACCAGGAUCUCAUUCCACGGCAUCCAGCUCUAUUUGCUUAUCUGCAGGUCAUCCCAUGCGAGACGACAGUACGCGAUUCUCGAGCUUCCUGUUCUCGAAGCAGAGCGGCGCACUGUGGCCUUUCUGCUGUCCGCUUCCACCAGUCAGCACUGCGUCUUGCUUCAGGCCAUGGCGCAGGAUGUUCAUAGCUGGCUGCUGUGGCAGUCGCAGGCCUUCGCGAAGCAGGCCCCGAAGCUGCCAAAGGAGGAGAUACGAAAGCGGCGAUCUCACAAGAGCAAGGCCUCCAGGCAGCCGCUGGAGGAGCCCAAGGCUUCGGCGAACUGUGAGGAGGUGAGCCGAAGAAGCCCUGAUGAAGGCAGUCCGUCCCCGUCCCCGCGGGUGGGGCUCUUCACCGACGGAGAGGCAGUUUGGAUGGCUCACUCGCUACUGGUGGCUGCCUUUGCUGUAUGCCUGCUGGUAUACUGGAGCUCCUUGGAGCAUACACCAGCUUCGCAAGUUGCAGGGUGCUCAGUCCAGCAGCACGAAAUGGUCGGGAUCCCGAUUCUGAUGGAGCUGGUGUUGGCGGGUCAGCUGGCUGGCUACUUGCUGUACUGGAGGCAUGUCCAGAUCCACCAGCUAAGCCUUGACUGGACAAAAUCGGUCGGCAGGGAUGCACCACAGCGACGCUCGUGGCAGGGACACCUUCAAAAGAUCAAGAGCAGCAAGCUGGCAUACAAGUCAAAUCAAGACUUCGGGUUAGUUUUGAGCCUCAUGGUAGAUGCAGGGCAGAAGCUCUCUCUGCCGGCCGUCUCUGACACGGAUGGUGCUGACGAGUUGGAAGCCUGGCUGUGCGAAUCGCAGUCUUCGUUGCUGAGCUGCCACACAGUCGAUGCGGCUGGGCGACACCUCGGCGAUCAAGCCUUCAGCAGGUUUGUGGCAUCAUUGCUUAGUACAUCAGUUCAGUUUGCCAGAUCGUCGGCGAAUCUGGCACCUGGCGGAUGCGGAAUUCAAUACAUGGAUUUGUCUGGCAACUGCUUGACAGACACAGCUGCGGUGGCGUUGGCAGAGUGCUUGACCUGGAUGCGAGAGAGUCUCGGAGGUCAUAUGCUGAGGUCCCUUCGGCUGUCCUGCAACAACAUUGGCCCGGCUGGAGCACAGGCACUGGCCCUGAGCUUCUUGCCACAGAACGCCACUGAUGCAAGUUCGCCGUACCGGCUUGCACUGUCCGAGAACCCGUUGGGCGACGAGGGUGUGACGCUCGUGGCACAUGCGGUUCGAAGAAGACGAUCUGCAGCAGUCCUGGAGCUGAGUAAUGUGGGCUGUGGCGCUUCCGGCCGCCUCCUCAGCCUCGCUGUAGGCAUGAAGCAAGUUUGCGCGACGGCGGAGAUGCCCAAAGAGGCUCCACGGUCUGCGGGUGCCCUGCGAUCACAAGGGUCACGUGCAGAUGCGGUGCUUCAGCGUGCUCGCAAAGCGCUGGGCACUCCUAGCCAGACCGCAGCUUCCAGGCCCCUGGCGGUCUCCUGCGACCCUGGCGGGCCUGGCGCGGCAGCUGGCGCGGCAGCUGGCGCGGCAGCCGUAGACUGUGUUGGAGUCGGAGCGCAUGCCUACGGCGCAGCUGUGGCGUCUCGAGGGCCCCGGCCCCUCCCUCAGCUCAGCGGUUCAGACGAGGCUGUCAUCGAAGACUUCUACGCGGUCUUGGACCGUGCUCGCAGCGUGCUGCAGAGGAAGCCUGGGGAUGGGCAGAAUGCGCUGCUUGUGGCUCCGACCCAGCAAAUGGCAAUGGCGAGCCACGAGCCCAUGCCUUAUCCGGGUCCGAGCUCGGCGAGCUCCGCGAGCUCGGGGAGCUCGGGGCCGGCAGGCCCAGGCCAAGGGUCCUGGGGGCCGGGAGGCCAAGGGAGCUCAGAGCUCCAGGUUUCGCAGCAGGAAGCUGCUCUGUCCGGCUCCUUUCGUCCCUCAAGCAGCGAGAGGGAGGCCCUGUCGUAUCAGCGCGCGGCGGCUGGCGUCUCGCACCUCCAGAAGGCUCUUCGACACCUGGAAGGCGGCCUGGGGAUGGAGCAGCGGGAGCGGGACGAGCCCGAGCCGGUCCUGCGUCCACGUCUCGACCUCAGCGAGCCGGAUGCGGAAGCCCUGGCGAUGCCGGAACGGAUGGUGCUGAUGGAGGGAAAAGUGGCAGAAAUGCAGGAGGACAUGCGACGACUUGAGCACACCGUAACAUCACUACAGGCUGAACCGGAGCGGGAGGACGAGAUCCGUGAAGAUCCGGCAUCAAGCGAGGUUUCCGAAACAGAUGCAGUGGUCUCCGAGACUGCUGAGGUGACCUCGGCGAUGACGACAAUGCAUCCGGUAACGGACCUGUCAGGUUCUGUGUCCCCUGCCGAUCAGGACACACACUCGCCACAGGACAGCCUGCCCGUGCCCACCAAGAAAGGUGGUCCGCCUUUGCCACCAAAAGGCAAGGGGAAGGGCAAGCUUGGAAAAGGUCCUCCACCUCCCACUGUCCCCAAAGCAGACGCACAGGCAGGGGACCAAGCCGGACCCCCACCACCUGCCAAGGGCAAGUCCGCAGGAAAAGGCAAGGGCCCAAAAGGUGGCAAGGGAGGCCCCGGUGCUCCGCCAAAAGGCCCACCUCCCAAAGGUGCAGGGCCUGCAAAGGCCCCCGGCAAGGAUCCGGUUCCGAAGGCGGAGUCCAAGGCUCCAUUUCUCAAGAAGCUGUACUGGAAGCAGGUGGACAUUCAAGAUGCGGAAGGGACCAUCUUCAGCGAGGAGACGAGAAGCAGGUCAAACACUUGCUCAGCUGCGAUUGAUUUCACAGCAUUGACUCGCAUGCUGGAGGCAGAACAGGCCAAGGGCUCCCAGCUGCAACGGCGGUCGUCUGGUGUCCUGAGCAAGGCUCAGCAGCGCAACAUCGGGACCAAGGUGUUGAGCGAUCACCGAGCACGAAACAUUGCCAUCGUUCUGAAGCGCCUGCCUCUCUCCACCAAAGACUUGGUCUUGGUCCUGAAGAAGCUGGAGUGGGAGAACGAGAGGAUCGGGACAGAUGAUUUGGAGCAGAUUCUGGAGGUCAUUCCUACGCAGGAGGAGGCGAAGCAUCUACGCGAACACAGCUCAGAGGAGGACUGCAGAAAGCUGCGGGAUGUGGAGCAGCUGGUGAUGCCACUUGCCUUACUGACCCGGGCUUCGGCCAGGGUCCGAGUCCUUUGCGUGGCUCGAAAUGCACGUCUGCAGUUCAAGUCCACGGCGCGGGCUCUCGCCAAGAUUCGAGCUGCGUGUUCUGCAAUCCAGAAGUCUGGCAUGCUGCGGAGUGUCACCAUGCUGGCACUGCAGCUGGGCAACUACAUCAACCACGGGGACUCGAAGAAAGGUGCGAAGGCCAUCGCGAUUAGCUCCUUGAUGGCCCUCAAGGAUUUCAAAGUUGGAGAGAUCUCGUCUCUCCACUUCCUUUGUGCCUCGCUGUUGCGCUCCAAUCCAAAGCUUGAUGCGGCACAAGCUCUCCUGAGAGAGCUCCAGCCGGCAGAGAGGAUCGCCAAGAUGCAGGUGCAGGGCCUUUCAGCAGCCUUGCGCACUUUCGCCCGAGACCUCGACACCGUCAAAGCUGAAUGCGAGAGCAUCGUUAAUGCCACAUGCCUUGGCGUGCAGGCCAGAAUCACCUCCAAGAAUACGAAGGCGAAGAAGGGUGGAAAGCUCAGCAUCCUUGCAGCUUUGCCCUUCACCGUGCCGGCCUUCGCUCCACAGGAGUUGGGGGAUGCACUGGACGAGGUCCAUGCGAUGGCGACCGCAGCAAGCGAAACCGUCGAGUUCAGUCCGAGCAGCCUGCAGCGGCAGGACGAGGAUGCGACUCGAUGGGUGGAGGACGUGAUGAAGAUUCGAGGUGGUGCACGGCGGCGGCUGCGGUGCAUGAGGAGGAUCGUGGAGAAGCUCCAUCAGCUCCUGAAGGUGGACAUGGAGCGCACGGCGGAAGAGGUGUAUUCUACGCUGCGUUUUUGUGGCGUGCUCUUGCAGAAGCCUUCGAACGAGGCCCUGGACAGAAUUGCAGCUGUGACAUUAGCAGAUUUUUAA
Messenger RNA from Symbiodinium sp. CCMP2456, 4434 nucleotides. The record is from the annotation of a GenBank genome assembly. NCBI's taxonomy places the organism in Eukaryota, Dinophyceae, Suessiales, Symbiodiniaceae.